AUGGUUGCCUCCUCUACUUCUACUAUGUCGACGGCCGCUUCGACGUCCGCAGGCGUCGAUGUCAAGAAGCCGCCUCCUGUCAUGACGAUGGAUGUCCCUGCGGCUGCUACUCGGCCCACGCUCGACCUGCCAGAGAGCCUACGCUGUGCCGACUUGCCCGGCGUCAUCCACGAAGAGGACGAAGAGUCUGCCACCGAGCCCUCUGAGCCAGUCACCCCGACCAGCCUCACCCACAAUCACAACCUGUUCAGCGGUCCUCACCACUACCAGUAUCAGCAGCAUCCUCGAAUUGACCCGCCCAGCAGAGAUCCCAUGGUCAAUGUCAAUAUGCCGGUCGAGGUGCUCAAGAACCCCAUCAUCGUAAACACCGAGCCUACUCCCCCAUCCACUCCAUCUAGACAGCCUCCCGCCACUGCUACUUCUGCUCCACGAGACUCGACUUCUUCUACUUCUGCUGCUACCUCUGCUCCAAGAAAUUCAACUUCUUCUGCUGCUGCUCCGGUGGCUAUUCCACCUCGACCGUCGACUUCGGCCUCUCAGAAAUCUUCUCCGUUGCGAAAGGCGUCCAAAUCGCUCAAGAGCAUCUUCCGCCGACCAAGCAGCUCCUCCGACGCCAUGCCUCCUCCUCCGACUCCCACCACCGCUACUCCUGCUCCUGCUCCUAUUGCUGCUCCUGCUGCUGUGAACUCCAACGUCAAUGACGCCAAUGCCGUUCCUGCAGCUCCUACCGACAAAAAGAAAUUAUCAUUGAACAUGUUCCAGGCCAGCAACGCUCGCAAGGGCUCUCUCUCGUCCUCGCACCAGCACUCGCCCACCUCGUCCCGGACCAACUCGCCCCAGUCGCCCAGCUCUCCCUCCAGCACGAUCCAUGGCACCAGCCAGAACCCGAUGUUCCUCGGAGUCACUCCUCCGUCGGACUCGUCCUUCUCUCCCAGACAACCAGCUCGCUCGUCGACCGGUUUCAGCCUCCGAGAACGCAGCCGAGUCAUGUUCGGAGCAACCCCUCGCCCCCAGCGCGAAGACGAGGAUCAGCGCAUCCGAUCUCCCAGUCUCGGAGACGUGCAGAACCAGCCCGAACGCCCUGGCUUCUCGAUCCCUGCAGUUUCAGGCGCCGGACUCAAGGCCCGCCGCAUGAGCACCAGCCUGCCGGACGACUUUGACGUCAACACCUGCACCCUUGCAGACGAGUACACCAAUAGCAGCAAGCUGCCCGGUAAGCGCAAGGAGGUCGGCCGGGGCGCCACGGCCACCGUUAAGAUCAUGUGUCGACGCGGCAGCGACAAGUCCGAGCUCUUUGCCGUCAAGGAGUUCCGCAAGUGCGGCUCGAAGGAGGACAAGCACGAGUACGAGCAGAAGGUUAAGUCCGAGUUCUCCAUCGCCCAGUCGCUGCACCAUCCGAACAUCGUCGAGUCGUUCCGUCUCUGCACCAGCAACGGCCGCUACAACCACGUGAUGGAGUACUGCUCGUACGGCGAGAUCUUCUCGCUCGUCCAGAAGAACUACCUGCAGCCCAAGGACAACCACUGCUUCUUCAAGCAGAUGGUCCGCGGCGUCGCUCACCUGCACGACAACGGCAUCGCCCACCGCGACAUCAAGCUCGAGAACCUGUUGCUGUCCGACGACGGCUACAUCAAGAUCACCGACUUUGGCGUCUCAGAGGUGUUCUCGGGACUGCACCCUGGUCUACGCAGCUCCGGCGGCGAGUGCGGCAAGGAGAUGGGCGAGGUCCGACUCUCCUCUCCCGGCAUCUGCGGCUCUCUACCCUACAUCGCCCCGGAGGUCCUAGCGAAACAGUCCAGCUACGAUCCCCGCCCGCUCGACGUCUGGUCCUGCGCCAUCGUCUAUCUGACUCUACACUUCCGCGGCAACCUCUGGCCCUCCGCCAACCGCGAACACUCCAACUACGCCCGCUUCAUGACCGGCUGGGACAAGUUCCUCGCUGCCUCUGAGACCGGCAUCCCGUCCGAAGAGAAGAUGCCCUCCUGCGGUCCUGCCUUCAAGCACGUCGGCAACCGCAACCUGAAACUGCUUCUUCUCAAGAUGCUUCACCCGGACCCAGCCAAGCGCAUCACCAUCAAGGACGUCCUCGCCGACCGCUUCAUGAAGAGCGUCGAGUGCUGUGCUCCCGAGAGCAGACAGGGCGAGGAGAAGAUGGAGUCCAUGGUCGCUGCCGGCAUCGACGCGGCAGGCAAGUCGUCCUCGAAGCUGGCGAGCAAGAUGGUCGUGCAGAAGAUCCACCACCACUUCCCGCCGGAGAAGAAGUAUCUGCCCCAGUACCGCUUUGACAUGGGCGACGGAUACAACUGA
Messenger RNA from Nannizzia gypsea CBS 118893, 2307 nucleotides. RefSeq names its product HAL protein kinase. The record is from RefSeq and is a predicted model, not a curated record. Gene Ontology annotation, molecular function: ATP binding; protein serine/threonine kinase activity. Gene Ontology annotation, biological process: intracellular monoatomic cation homeostasis; intracellular signal transduction; protein phosphorylation. The transcript has a single exon. NCBI's taxonomy places the organism in Eukaryota, Fungi, Ascomycota, Eurotiomycetes, Onygenales, Arthrodermataceae. The coding region runs from base 1 to 2307 and encodes 768 amino acids.